GCUCACAUAUAAGUCGGUGACUGAAAAACAAUUUGCGUUUCGAAUUCAAAUCGACGCGCUAACAAGACCAAGGAAAAGAUAACUAAAGCGUCGCUUCGUGUGUGUUAAUUGUAUAUUUGUUUAAAAACCCAGUCAAAAUGGUCGGCACAUUGAAAAUGCGCGGGGAUGAGAAUGCCUCGGAGAAUAUAAACCAGGUCCAACUUAAGAAAUUGACAGUGCCUUCAAAUGAGGCAACCACAAAACGUGCUGCUUUGGGCGAUCUGCAGAACCGCGGGUUGAACCGCGCCAUUGCCGCCAAAGAUGUGGCCCAGAAAGAAUUGAAAGAAUCGAAGCUGCCGAAUGUGUUGCGCAACGCCAAGGCCCGCGUGGACACGCACUGGAAGAAGCAGCCAGUGGGUGCCAGCAAUGUCAACGGUGCCGUGCUGGCCAAGCCCACUGAGGGUGGAGUGGCGGCACUGCUGCGCGCCAACUCUGUACGCACCCAUACCGCCCCCUCGGGUGUUCUGCUCACUCGUCAGGUCUCGGCCAGCACCCUGAUCCGUGGCGAUAAGGCGGCCGCUGAGGCGACCAACAAGCUUACAGUCAAGACAAAGUCGGAGACCGGCUCCAGCGAUCAGGUCAAUGCGCCUGAGCCCACAUUGCGUCGCGAGGACAGCAAUCUGUCCAAGAAAUCCCUGACCAAGCUGCGGGCUGCAAUGGGCAAACCAGUGAUGGGUGUGGCCGGUCUGAGGAAGGAGCCUGUGGCCGUGCUCAAGAAAGAGCCAUCUGUGGCCAUCAAGAAGGAUGUCGUCGGUCCGGUCCGGAGCGAAAGCACCGACAGGGGUGCCAUACUGAAGCCAUCGACAACCAUUCAGCCUUCAAUGUCCUUGUCCAGCAAGCGAUUGGCCGGUAUCGAAGACAUCGAUGCCCACGACAAGGAUAACCUCGUGCUCGUUUCAGAGUAUGUCAACGAUAUCUAUGACUAUCUGUACAAGCUGGAGAUCGAGCAGCCGAUUCACAACGAUCACUUGGCCGGGCAGAAGGAGGUCUCCCACAAGAUGCGCGCAGUGCUGAUCGACUGGAUCAACGAGGUGCACUUGCAAUUCCAUCUGGCUGCCGAGACCUUCCAGCUGGCCGUGGCCAUCAUCGAUCGCUAUCUGCAGGUGGUCAAGAAUACGAAGCGCAGCAAUCUGCAGCUGGUGGGCGUGACGGCCCUCUUCAUCGCCACCAAAUACGAGGAGCUCUUCCCGCCAGCCAUUAACGACUUUGUCUUCAUCACCGAUGACACCUACUCGGCCCGGGAGAUCCGCAUGAUGGAGCUGCAGAUCUUCAAGGCCAUCGAUUGUAAUCUGUCGCGUCCGCUCCCGAUUCAUUUCCUUCGGCGCUACUCAAAGGCCGCUGGGGCAGAGGAUGAGCACCAUGCCAUGUCCAAGUAUUUUGUGGAAUUGGCUUCGGUCGACUACGAUUUGGCUAGCUAUAAGCCGUCAGAGAUUGCUGCAGCCUCGCUGUUUCUGUCGCUCCACUUGCUCAAUGGCAACUACCGUGCCAGCACUGGCUUCAACGACAAGCACUGGACACCGACGCUGGCCUACUACUCUCGCUACACGGCCACGCACUUAAGGCCCAUCACUCGACAGAUCGCCAAGUUGGCUCGCGAUGCACCACAGGCCAAGCUGAAGGCCAUCCACAACAAGUACCAGGGCAACAAGUUCCAGAAGAUCGCGCUCAGAACCGAGCUGAGCGGCCCCCUGAUGGACUCCAUUGUGGGCCAGAGCCUGAAGAAGUAGUCUGGGCCCACUUCACAUCCCCUCACAAAUGCCCCCAAAUAUUUAGUUUAGUUUAAUUUGUUUUCAUUUUUAAAUUUUUAGCGUAUUCCCAUAUUUUCGUUCGUUUGUACGUUUCGUGUUCGUUAUAAGUUUGUGUAAUACCAGAAGUCCAAGUCGCCUACAUUUAUAAUAAUCGUAGAAAAUCAGGGUCCCUCUGCUGUGCGUCCCGCGUUUGUGUCAUGGCCGCCCCGAUGCGAUCAACGACAAAGGCAUUCUUCACUUGAUUAUGGUUCGGUUCCUCCAACUCGAGCGGCUGCUUCAGCCCCUUGGCUAGGUGGCCGCUGAAUGGGAGGGAUCUUGAACCGAAACUGGAACUCCUGCUCCUCCCCCUAAGGGCACACCUCUAGAGUGAGAGUGAGUGGACGAGCACAAACCGCAAUACACAAUACACAAGGACACUGAGAGCCAGGUGUGUGAGUGGGCAACGAGUACAUUUGCUGGCUGAACAUAUCGGCGUUGUCUCUCAAAGUACAUAUACCAUCUAAUAUAUUAUACCCAUGCGAUAGACUAUUUUUAUGAUUCAAUUUGUAUUAGAGUUUAAAUUUGAUUGGAAAUUGUGUUCGUUCAAUGCAUUAAGAAUAAAUCCAAAAAAUUGUGCAAAAAUAUUAUAUUCUUCCAAAUCCUGA
Drosophila persimilis is the source of this 2431-nucleotide messenger RNA. It is a transcript of the gene CycB, whose product is annotated as G2/mitotic-specific cyclin-B. Bases 138 to 1766 code for a protein of 542 amino acids. Gene Ontology annotation, molecular function: cyclin-dependent protein serine/threonine kinase regulator activity. The transcript has 5 exons. The record is from RefSeq and is a predicted model, not a curated record. Gene Ontology annotation, biological process: mitotic cell cycle phase transition; regulation of cyclin-dependent protein serine/threonine kinase activity. Gene Ontology annotation, cellular component: cyclin-dependent protein kinase holoenzyme complex; cytoplasm; nucleus. NCBI's taxonomy places the organism in Eukaryota, Metazoa, Arthropoda, Insecta, Diptera, Drosophilidae.